Messenger RNA from Cloeon dipterum, 3436 nucleotides. RefSeq lists its product as uncharacterized. The transcript has 5 exons. Bases 711 to 1559 code for a protein of 282 amino acids. NCBI's taxonomy places the organism in Eukaryota, Metazoa, Arthropoda, Insecta, Ephemeroptera, Baetidae. The record is from RefSeq and is a predicted model, not a curated record.
UUUGACUUCCUUUUUAAGUAAAGGGCAAAAAUUUCCUGAAUUCUGCAGCUUUAGUGAUCUGAUAUUCCUCUCUAACAACGAAGAUUCGACCCAGCGAGCCGGCGUUUUUAGGAUCAAGCUGCAGUGGCAAAUUGGCCUCGUCACGAGUGAUGCUUGUGCAGCGGCGGCAGCAGCAGCCACCAGACACCGAAUUUGAAAUUCAAAUCGGUGAAAGUGAGACGCAACAGCGCGUCGUAUCGCGGGUUGCGGCGUUGGGGCGCAGGAAGUUCGCGGUGGCGACGCGUGGCGGCGCCCAGGCAGCGGGAAAGCGGUCGGAAAAGGCAGCACUUGGUGCAGGCUGCGAGGGAGCGGAGAGGGUAAACAGCAGCAGCGUUUCUAUAGCUACUGGCACAGAUCUGCUGAGACAAUUGCAAUCUGUGCGGCACCGCAUUGAUCGAAGCUGCGAGCCGAGCAGCCCUCCGACCCACCGACCGACUGACAACAACCAAGCAACAGAUAUGCCCCGCCGAGAUGGGACCCCGCGGGCCUGACCGGGCCCGCGAACCGGCCGUCCCACGGAGAAUUCACCGCCGAGAGAUGCGACGGCCCGUCCGCUGGCAAGUUCAUCUUGGCUGUCGCAAGGGGUAGCGGCAUGUGCGCUUCCCAGAGGUGAGGGGGAAGCAGCGGAAGGAUGCCCCUCAGCAGCACUUGCUGUUUGUGAAGGGUAUGAGAUGACUCUGCAGGCUGCGUCUACUUCGCAAGAGACCUGCAGGUCGCUCGGCGCCAAGAGUUUCGCUGACAAGGCUGUUUCGACAGAGGACCUAAGGAUGGUUUCGCCACCGUCACCCCCGCUCCCACCGCCCCCGCAGCCUCCGCUGGUCACCUCCGUGGUAGCCAACGAGCUGCUCCGCCUCGAGACGGCCAUUAACGCCAUGAUGGCCGCCACCGAAGGUGACUUAGAGGACUUCCAGCCCCGCAGGGCACGCAGCCAUUCGCAUCACUGCUUCUUUCGUGAAGCCGCCGCCGUCCACCCGAGAAGGUGUCGGCGGUCGGCGAGCGCGAUGAUCAUCCUGCAGCCCAAGUACGGGGCCCACGCGCCGCACCCCGGCUGCUGCCUGAGCCCGUGCUCGGUGGAGGUGGCCGAGAUGGGCACCGCCGGGCCGUCGAGUUCACGCGGCAGCAGCCGCAAGACGCGCAAAAAGCGGCGGAAAGUGCUGGUCGAGCAGGUGGAGCUCGAGCGGCCCCGCAAGCGCGCCCCCGUCGACCCGGACGAGCUGUCCAAACGGGCGCGCUGGACAAUCGUGGCCACCGCCUGCAUGUUGUUUUUCAUGUGUUUUUUGCUUGUUGGCAUUACCCUGCGAAUGACUCCAAUCAUUGACGAGAUGGUUCGCAAAGAGAACGAGCAGCUGAUGAACUCGCUGAAUCGGGACGUGAUUGCCCCCGACGAGGUGCCGGCGGCGGCGGUGGCCAACGACGUUGGGAACACGACGCUCACCGCUGGCCCCGAGUCGUCGUCGAGCCCGGCCCCGCUGGACCAACGAGACUCGAUGAACAUCUCGCACCCCUCCAGAGGUGACUGACGAGAUUUGCGCAGCCCUUUUUUAAGAAGUGAUGAUAAUAAGUGCGUUUUCAAACGAAUUGCGCUGCAAUUGUGUCUCAAAGGUUGUCGCCAUGCCUCUGUAUUCGCCCUUGUCCAUUACUAGCAUUUUAAAAUUUUUUACAAUUGAACUCGCGGUUGGGCCGUCGUUGCGUAAAAGGCAUCACUUUAGCAGAAAUUCCACUCGCGCAAAAAACUUUGCUUCCGCGGCACGGCGGAAAUUUGUUGUGAGAAAAAGUGUAAAUCAAAAGAAAAUUGUUGAAAGAGUAGAAGCUCUGAUUCACUGACUAAACAGCGUUUAAGAGAGGAUUGGGUAGCUUUUAAUUUUUUUGGGACUAGCUAUAUAGCACGCGCUUUUCGGAAUAAUGUUUAAUGUGUCAUGUAUAAGUGUGUCAAUUCCUGUCACAAGUUGUGCUGUUAAUAAUACAUAAAACUAGUGUCGUGUAUAACAAUCUACAUGAAUUUGAUCAUAAAAACGCUGUAGAUUCCGCUUUUCACUUUUUGCGAUUAAAGACUGAUGUAUAACCAAGAAACAUUAAUUGUGCAUUUAUCACUUAAAAACGAGACGUUGUUGCAACAAAAGCACAGCAGUUGAGCGUGUAAAAAAAAUCGAAUCGAAACUACUUGCGCAUAAUGUAGAACGAGUGUGAUUAAAAAUUUAAACGUACACGAGAAUCAAAACGCUAAAAAUGCUGGCCAUCGAACGGCCGAGCGACUUAAACUCUUCCACUGAAACUACUGUCGUUAAAUGUAUAAGAAAAGUCUCCACGCAGAGUUAAAACUGUUUGUUCUCGUUUGCCUCAUCGAGUCUUCAGCUUAUUUUGCAGCAGAUACAGACAUUAUACAUCAUUACAAGUAUAUUUUUGCAAUUUAUACAGCAGACAGCAUAGUUCGUAUUCGUAAACAGCUUAAUAGAAUUCUAUGUUCGUUUGAGAAUCCGCUGCUGAAACAAACAAAGAAAAAAGUGCUGCUGAGCACGGGGUUAAUAAUGCUAAAAUCGAAAGAGCCUUUUUACUAAUUGUAAGAGGAUUUAAACGAAAGUGGUGCCGUUUACGCCAUCGACGUUGUUCUGACGCCCCCGAACAGAGAAAUUCACUUGUACACAUACUCGAUAAUAAGGAGUUUUAAAGGAAAAAGUUUACACACGUAUAUAUUGUGCUGAAGAAUCAGAUUUUGGCAGAUUUAGCUGCGCCUACACGACAGAGCGAUAAGUGCUGUGCUAUCAUCUAAUUGAUUAAUUUGCCUCAAAGUUUCGCUGCUCUGUCGGACCACACGAACCUGCAAAAAACCGGCGCAGAGAGCAAACUUUACAACUAUAAGUACAAUUUUUCGCAUGCGUAUCUCUUACUUAUUGUUCUAAAACUUCUAAUCAAGAGGGUCCGCAUCCUUCAUUGGUUCUCCCUCGAUUAUAAAGGCCUAUAGAAUGAGAGAGUUGGUUAACGACGACACACACACAAGUUAUUAUCGAUCGCAUCUUCUGAUGAUGCGUUUCUUUUUUAAACAAACGUACCGUAGCCUUUUCUCCUAAUAAUGUAAUUAAUUACAUAAAUUAAAAAGUAUGUUUCUCAUUGUCAGUCAGUGCAGCUCAAAGUUAUAUGAAUUGUAUAAACAAUCGAGUUAUAAAUUUGAAUUGUCUCUGUAGCCUUUGUCUACUUUUAAGAGAGCAAGAGAACACACGUAACACACUCUGUCGGAUUAUGCAUUACGAAAAUAUGCAAGCAAUAAUUUUGGAAUCGGGCAGGGCAAAAUGCUUUUAAUCGUUCGCGAGAAAGGAAAAACAACUGAAAUGCAUUUCUCUAGGAGAUAUUAAUACAAAAUUGUUUGGUUAUCGACGAAUAAAUUGAGUUUAUAUAAAAGCUA